Molecule: messenger RNA, 8740 nt
Organism: Sciurus carolinensis (gray squirrel)
Lineage: Eukaryota; Metazoa; Chordata; Mammalia; Rodentia; Sciuridae
Gene: Zbtb44
Product: zinc finger and BTB domain containing 44
Exons: 7
Coding region: 656-2506 (616 amino acids)
Molecular function (GO): protein binding
Source: RefSeq, a predicted model, not a curated record
GGCUGGAGUGAGCCGAGUGGCAACGGCGGCGGCGCCGGCCCGCACGCGCGCGGCGGCGGCUCCCUCCCAACCUCCCCCUCCCCUUCCCUCACUCCCCUUCCCCUUCCCCACCCCGCCCCGCCGGGAAAACGCGAGCCGUCGCCGCGCUCCCCAAACCGCCGCCUGCCCUCGGCCAACCGCCCCAACGGCCGCCCGCGCGCGGCUGCCCGCGCCCCCCUCGCUCCUCCCCUUAGGCCCCUCCGGGAGCUGGGGGUGCUUUCCUCGUCUCCGCCUCGCGCUCUCCCACCUCGCAGGCACGCCGGUGGGCUCUGCCGCCAUGCCCCAGCCACAGGCUGCUCCCGGGCCUAGGCGCGGCGGCCCGAGAUAGGGUCCCCUGAGCUUCCCGGGGGAGGAGAGGGAGCCAGCCGCGCGCUCCGCCCCCUCCCCCCGGGCUGUCGCCGCCACCGCCGCCGCCGCCACCUCGCCGCCUCAGCCUGGCGGGGAGGAGCAGCAGCAGGCCUCCGGGCCCCGGCACCGCCGCCCGCAGAUGGUCCCUGGAUUAUGACUGUCACUUGCUCUGAAGGCAUGUUUCCUCCCUCAACCACAUGAUCCCAAUCAAAGACAUUUGUGAUUCAUUUGCAUCCCUGAAGAGCAUCUGUAGAAGAGGAAGGAGAAGAUGGGUGUGAAAACAUUUACUCAUAGCUCCUCUUCCCACAGCCAGGAAAUGCUUGGAAAACUAAAUAUGCUGCGAAAUGAUGGACAUUUUUGUGAUAUUACUAUUCGUGUCCAGGACAAAAUCUUCCGGGCACAUAAGGUGGUACUAGCAGCUUGCAGUGAUUUCUUUCGCACCAAACUUGUAGGCCAAGCAGAGGAUGAGAACAAGAAUGUGUUGGAUCUGCAUCAUGUUACAGUGACUGGCUUUAUACCCCUUUUAGAAUAUGCUUACACAGCUACUCUUUCAAUUAACACAGAAAAUAUUAUUGAUGUUCUAGCUGCAGCCAGCUAUAUGCAAAUGUUUAGUGUUGCUAGCACCUGCUCAGAGUUCAUGAAGUCAAGUAUUUUGUGGAAUACACCCAAUAGCCAACCAGAAAAGAGUCUAGAUGCUGGACAAGAAAGUAAUUCUAACUGCAAUUUUACUUCUCGAGAUGGAAGCAUUUCCCCCGUGUCUUCAGAGUGCAGUGUGGUGGAAAGAACCAUUCCUGUCUGCAGAGAGUCCCGGAGAAAACGCAAAAGCUACAUUGUUAUGUCUCCUGAGAGUCCUGUAAAGUGUAGCACACAAACAAGUUCACCCCAGGUAUUAAACUCUUCAGCUUCCUACACAGAAAACAGGAAUCAACCAGUUGACUCUUCAUUAGCUUUUCCCUGGACUUUUCCUUUUGGAAUUGAUCGAAGGAUUCAACCUGAAAAGGCUAAGCAAGCAGAAAAUACCCGGACUUUAGAGUUACCUGGCCCAUCUGAGGCAGGUAGAAGAAUGGCUGAUUAUGUGACUUGUGAAAGCACAAAAACUACCCUUCCUCUGGGUUCCGAAGAAGAUGUCCGGGUCAAAGUAGAAAGGUUAAGUGAUGAGGAGGUCCAUGAAGAAGUGUCCCAGCCUGUCAGUGCAUCUCAGAGUUCACUGAGUGAUCAGCAGACAGUGCCAGGAAGUGAACAAGUCCAAGAGGACCUUCUGAUUAGUCCACAGUCUUCCUCUAUAGGCUCAGUAGACGAAGGCGUUACCGAGGGGUUGCCUACACUUCAAAGCACUUCUAGCACUAAUACUCAUGCGGAUGAUGAUGAUCGAUUGGAAAGUGUUCAGUAUCCCUACCAACUCUACAUUGCUCCUUCUACCAGCAGUACAGAACGACCAAGUCCAAAUGGUCCCGACAGACCUUUUCAGUGUCCAACCUGUGGGGUGCGAUUCACCCGUAUUCAGAACUUAAAACAGCACAUGCUCAUCCACUCAGGAAUUAAACCAUUUCAGUGUGACCGCUGUGGGAAAAAGUUCACCAGGGCUUACUCGCUAAAGAUGCAUCGCCUAAAGCAUGAAGGUAAACGCUGUUUCCGGUGCCAGAUAUGUAGUGCCACUUUCACUUCCUUCGGGGAAUAUAAACACCAUAUGAGGGUUUCCCGGCACAUUAUCCGCAAGCCUCGGAUUUACGAGUGCAAAACAUGUGGCGCCAUGUUCACCAACUCUGGAAAUUUAAUCGUGCACCUGAGGAGUCUGAACCAUGAAGCAUCAGAGCUAGCAAACUACUUCCAGAGCAGUGAUUUCCUAGUACCGGACUACUUAAACCAGGAACAAGAAGAGACCCUUGUUCAGUAUGAUCUUGGAGAACACGGUUUUGAAAGCAACUCCUCUGUUCAAAUGCCUGUAAUUUCGCAGGUCUCCUCAACCCAGAAUUGUGAAAGCACUUUUCCCUUGGGGUCUCUUGGUGGGCUGGCAGAGAAGGAGGAAGAAGUGCCAGAGCAGCCAAAGACCAGUGCUUGUACUGAGGCUACCAGAGAUGACCCCCCAAAAGCAGAGCUGUCUUCUAUAACUAUUGAGUAAUUUUGUGAUUUGGCUUCAUUUUUGGUUUUUGGAAAGUGCCUGUGCUUGGUCUUGUACAUUUAAAGUUAAUUUAAUUUUUAAACAAGAAAGGGUUUGGGAAAGAACUUCCCUUUUCACUUUGUAAGCCCUGUGACUAACGUUUUAUUUUUCAUAACAGAGAUUGCUUCUGUAAGUACACAGCAACAUGAUGUUGAAACAGAAUAGGAACUGUGAGACUUAUGGAGAACCUGUUGACUUAAAAUAUAUACCAGUUUUUCCUUCCAUUGUUAAAAGUAGGCUGACAACAGAUCAUUAGGUAAAGAAGAAAUCAGAUGACUAUUGAUCUUCCUCAGAUGAAAGGGUACUUGAGAAAUUGCUAAACAGAAUUUGACAAAUGGCUCAAGUAGUUGUUUACUCCUAUACACAGGACGUUGUAAAGCCUGUUGUUUUGGAAGUAUUUAUGGUAAGCUUUCUUAAAAAUUAUUAAGGUAAAUACUUUUUAAAUCCAGCAUACUCUUUUUUUUUUUAAGCUUUGUCACUUCUAUUAUGAUUUUUCAUGGUGAAGAUUUGGUAUUAUUUAGGCAUUCUCUGUACCUUUAUAGUAUCACUCCAAAGGCAAAGAACCAUGAUUGAGAAAAGUCAGGCUAUCAGGAAUGUAGGAUGAAGCAUGUAAAUCCCCGCUUCAUAGAAACUAUUUUAAUACUGCUUUUCUAACUAAAAUUGAUGUUUACCUGGUUUUUGAAUGUUAAUGCCUGGCUAACUAGGUCAUUGCCCCAGUUUUCCCCUUGCCCCAUCAAAAAUACUUUCUCUUGCAUAUACUGGUAUGCUACCAUAUAAAGGAAAAAUAUUGGAGAUAUUCUAUGUUUUAUAUAUAGGUUUAUGUAUUGGUGGGGAUGUUUUUACUGUGCUGUUUUGGACAAAAUAAAGAAUUCUGUGUUGAGACUAUGUUCUUAACCCAACUAAGAGUGUUUACAAAGCCCCAUAUGAUAGUGAAAUAUCCUCCUUGUUCCAAAAUAUUUUUAGACAUCACCAAGUUUAUUUAGAGCAAUUACUAGUUUUUACACAAUGUAAGCAAUAAUAUAAAAGAUGAGAAGAGGCUAUACAGUGAUCACCUAUGACUCAUAAAUCUGGGGAGUGGGGAAAAAAUUAAUACUAACAAAAAAGCUAAAAACCUUAAAUAAUAUCACCUUUUUUGCUGCUAAAAAAUGAAAUUUAUAUGAUGCUCUAGGCUGAGGUAUACUUUUCAUCUGGUGCCAUUAAAGUAUCUCAGACUGAUCUAAAAUAUUAAUGGGUCCAUGCCUAAUGAACUUUUGUGUAACUUUUUUCCCACAUCUAAAAUGUUCAAAGUUUAAUAUGAAAACACCUGAUUGGAUUAUAAAAGAGAAAUAAAUUAUAGUCAGGAUUUUGGGGUUUUUUUUUUGGGUUUGGGGGAAUUUUUUUGGUACUGGUGAUUGAAUCCUUGCAUAUGCUAAUAAGCACAUGCUCGUCCACUGAGCUACACCCUCCAGCCCUUAUUUCCAAAUCUCUACUUAUGAAACUGGGUUUUACCCAUUUUCAACCAAACACAGGCAUAUUACCUUCAUGAAAUCAGCAUAUGUAGGUUAUAAUGGGCUUCCACCAUUUAUGUUUCUCUACUAAUAGAAGCUGAAUUACUCUCCGCAACAGACCGUGAUACUCUUAUGAUAGUACUGUGUCUCAACUAGAAAGGUCAGCGGUUUUUGAUAUCAUGUAGUCUUUGAAAACUGCCCACCAAUAAAUAAUAUUAAAUUUAAGCUCAAAAUUCUACAAAAGUAAAAUUAUGACCAGGAAUCAUAAGAAAAAGAAAAGGAGGGAAGUAAGAAUGAAGAAAUGUGUAGAUUCAUUGGUUGAAAAUAUUGUAGCACAUCCCCUAUCCUAAGAAUGCUACAUGGAGUGCCCUGCCCAAACUGGCAGCUCCAAGGUAUUCUUACUGUGCUCACAGUAAAGAAUUAUUGCUGGGGAUUCUUUCCCAGAUGGAAAUUUUAGAUGUCAUUGUUUCAUUACAAAUUGUUAUGUAUUUCCCAGUUUUAUUGAAAUUUGAAUAUACUAUGAGAAAACGUAUCUGGUUAGUUGUCUACUACCCAGACCUUACCAAUACAGGUAACUGCUCAUUAUUUAACAUAAAAUGAUACAAAGGCCUUUUUCUAUUUCAGUGAGGCUCUGCUUUUUUCUUGAUACAUAGUGUAAUGAUGUUUCAUUUAUGAAUCUAUUUUACAAAACAAAGCUGCAAAGGAUAAUUAUAUAGUAGUAGUUAGAUUUAUUUUAAAAUCAUUUUAAGAGAGGAAUGCCUGGAUGUACAAUUUUUACCAGAACUUAUGAAAACCAUUGCAAAGAAAUGAAAGCCAGUUAUAUUGCUUCAUCCAUAGAAAUUACCAGCAUAACAAAACAUAAAAUAUUCCAGUUCAGGAUAUUUAACCAUAAGGUAUCUUUCUCAAGGCCGAAGAGGGUAACUUUGUGAUAUUUAAGGGCUUACAUUUUAGAAUGCAAGGUAAAUUGCCUUUUUAAAACGAAGCAUUUUAUACAAGAUAAGCUUUUAUUUUCAAUUUUUUAACUACCAAAUUGUUGUGACAUACUUUAGAAGUUAAGAAAGGUAUUCAUCCAUGAUAAAGGAUAUUGUAGCUCCUAUAUUCAUUCUCAUUUCUGAAGGUAUAUUCUAACAAUCGAAACAUCUAGCAUGUCAGCAAUUCUGCUAAUUCAGAAACAAAGAACUGAUACUGGGUUUUGGGUUUGUUUUUUGUUUUGUUUUUUGUUUUUUUUUUUUAAUUUUCUACAAAUGGAUGCAGAUGGAGGUUAUCAUCCACAACUUUUAAAACAGAUUUUUCUUAAAGUUUGCAAUUUCACGUAGGAAAAAUAUACUGUUUAACCUCAUUCAUUCAUAUAUUUUAAAAUUUCAACAACCAUUCUAGUUUACAAUAAUUAGGUUUCGUGUUAUGACACAUACCUUUUUUUAAAAAACAAACCAAAAAAAAAAGCCUUCCGUUUUUUGUUAAAAUAUUUUACCAAAUGGGAUGAGCUAGUUCACAUAUCUGAGUACUUAAAUCAUUGGUAACACAUUUGCCCUCUAACUACUGAGCCAGACUCUCCUAGUCUACAAAUGGUUCCCUGAGAACCUUUAGAAGCUUUGUUAAAUAUUUCAGUCUUUUCUCUCUUCUUAUUUUAUUCUCUUAUAUUUGUGUAACUAGUCACUAGUUUAGUGACUUUUAUUUAAAAGUUUCUCAAAUUGUUUUAGACUCAGUUUUGUUGUCCCUGAAAAAUACAUUACUGUAUGGUAUAAUGGCAAUUCUGUACUAUUAUACCACAGAGAGAUAAUUAUUACCUAAUGAAUGAACAGUUCUAAAAUUUUUACAUCUUCACUGAAAGGAGUUUGAAAUAGUAAAGUUCACAUCUAGAAGGAACAAGCCCCCAACUUGCUAAAAGGAAAUAAAUGUGGUUUUCACUAUAAAUUAUCAACAUAAAAUGCUUUAUUUAUAAUAUAUUUAGAUUUUAAAAGUUAUUGAGAAGAGACUAUAUAGAAACUAGAUUUUCUUUCUGAAGCAGUACAAAACAGGGAAGCUCUAUUGCGUUGAACAUGUCUGAGGAGUAUUUAUAGACAAGCAUAUUCAUAGGCUUAAGGUUGUCAAAAUUUAAGUUUUCUUAUUUUGUUUAUGCCCAUUUUUAUUUUUGCUUGAUACAAUGUGGUGAUAUAGGGUAUAUUUAUUUAAAAAGUCCUCAGCAAGACAAAUUAACCAAAAACAAUAAUGAGUUGAAAUUGAACCCAGUCCUCAGAUUUAGCUAAAGAAUGCUCUGUUGACCUUAGAUUACAGAUAUGUUGAGAUUUUUGUCAUUAUAUUUAUGGGGAAUUAAACCCUAUGUCAGGUGGGGAAUGAAGACAAUAUCAAUUUCCAUCAGGAGUCACGGUCUUAUUUUUAUCAUAGAAAAUUCUGUGUUUUUAAAAACAGUCUCUUCAAUGAUUUCAGACAAUGUUAUUGGAAUCUGUUUGGCAAUAUCUGAAAAAUUAGACUGCUUCAAAGUGUUUGUGCUACUUUAGUUGAGGUCCCUCUGUACAGGACCCAGACAAGUUCAAACCAUGGAUUGAAAACAAAAACUUUUUUUAAAAAAUUAAAAUAAUUUUUUUUAUUUCAGUUUGAAGUGCCUGGUUUAUAAAAUCAAAUUCUUUAUUUCCUUUCUCUUUCAAAUGGACUAAGUAUGCUGAUCAGGCCUAAAACCCUGGGCUCAGCUGUGAUGAUUUGAUGUAGUUGCUGCUUAAUUAUUUGAGGAGCUAGUGUCAUGACUUUUAUUAAACUGUACUUGUUUUCCAAAUACUAGCCUGACCAUACCGAGAUUUUAUUUAGUUAAACAUGUUGAAAAAUCAUCUUGUAAAUGAAAGCUUAGGUUGUGAAAGUCCACUACCUGCAAAAGGACAAAUCUUACCUGCUCCAAGAGAAGCCUGUCAUCUCUGAAUACACAUCGAGUCUUUGGUAUUAGUGAAGGCUGUGUUCACUUCAAGAUGGAAGCCUUUCGUGCAGUUCUUAGAAACACUUGCUUUCCAGAGAGAACCUUUCUGAGUAUUCUCUAGAUUUUUUUUGUUUGAAGUAUCAAUUUAAUUUUCAAGUUGACAGAUGCUAUGUAAAGUCUCUCAUACUGAGAGUAGUCCAUUAAAUUUUUGAAAGUUGCACUGCUUUUCAUCUUUCAGGUACCUGAAAUAAAUGACAUCAGGUAUUUGGAAGGAGUAAGAUCAUUAACCUUAUUAUCUUCCUUGUACAAAGUGAUGGCUUCUAAUUCUUCUAUUUCAAGAUAUUUUUUAGGAAAACAACCCCUGAUAGAGUAAAAUUUGGUUUUGAUUCAAGUUCCCAAUAAUAUAUUUAAUUUUUCUGUUGUUACUGGUGCCUCCUGUUGCAUCAGAUAGAGAUUGCCUGCCUCUUUGUAGGGCACCCUUGUGGCACCUUAUGUCUGACUUGGAGGAUAGUAUAUGGCUUCUUUGUGCCACUACUGUCUUUUCAAAAGCCAUUUUAUAAAAAUCCUAGGUAGCCUAUUUUAAUAUUUAAAUAUAUAUAUUUGUGAAAGAUACUUUUAGAACAGACUUUUUUUUUACUUUAAAAUUCCUGUACUCCCAUUUUUAAGAGUAAAUUUAAGCUUUUCCGGGAUUAGGAAGUGUCUUUUUCCAGAGCAGCAUAAUGAGAAAGUUUGAAGUAACAGACCAGGAUUCAGUGAUAAAAGAAACAUAUCUGGUUAAGGGGGACAGAUUUGAAGGGGGGAAAUUGCUUUGCUGUAACAAAUGGAUUUUUAAAUAAAAUUGUGUUUUUGUUUGUGUGAUUUCAUAUUUGCUGCUAUAGUAGCUCAAUAUAUUACAGGGCUAACACAUAAACCUGGCUCCAUCUAAAAACUGAAGUCUUUUCUAGUGCAAACUGCCUAGGAGGAGACUGUACCACAGUCUUCCAGAGGGUGACUGAUUGCUCUGUGUAACUGAUGCAUGCUUUAAUAUUUGUCUAUAACUCGACAGCAAGGAAGUCUUGGGAAAACUUUUACCCUGCUGUCUAUAACAUGAUUCUAGGGGGGCACUGGCAUCUUGUGAAACCCUCAAGGAAGGGUAAUGCUGGGGAGAAAAUGUGAAUUAAUUACAUAGAAUGGUGUCUUUAUGUUCUCCACUCCUCUCCUAGAACCAGUACAACUCUUCAACUGUGCCAGUCCCUGAUUCACCAGCUUGUAUCCAGUUGUCAUCUCAUUCAAGUAUGGCUUUACUUGGUGACAGUGGCCAUAGCUAAGUUACUUGGCAUGUUUGACUUUUGACAAUAACAAAAAUGAUUUUGGAUUUUGUUUCAUUUCCUAAAAAUGUAUACAAUGUCAGAGCUUCACAUUUUAUAUACUAGUAUCUGGCUAAUUAGUAUUUUACAGGAACCAUAGUUCUUGGUGACUACAUAUAUAUAUAUAUUUUUUUGUGACUUUUUUGUAAACUAAGUGCCGUUUCAACGUUACAAUCAUUUUUAGAGUUAUUGUAAUCAAUGUGAAUAUCAUGUUUUUUCAAAUCUGUUCUGAGCCUAUAGUGUUUGCUUUGUGAACAUAUGUGUAUUGUAUAUAUCCUGUAUAGUUACAUUGUACUGAAAUAUUAGCUUGUUUGAUAUAAGGAAAGUAAGUAUUGAGUACCUUUUUGCUAGCCUGAUUGUUUAAUCUUUUUAAAAAAGGUUUAAACUUUAAAAAAAAAAAAUCUUCAAACUGGCCUUUAUUACAUGGUCACAAACAAACUUGCAGUUAGAAAGGAUG